UUUUACCCGAAACAGGGAUAUCCGGACACACGAGUGCACAGAUACUACAAUCUAAAACCUUACCUUAAACCUUGCGCUCUUCUUUCUUCUUCAACUGGUUUUUGACGACACCGGCCCCUUUGAGAAGACAGCUUCAUCUGAAGAAGCCCAUUUGACCAUUUCUUUGUCAACUAUCAAUAAUCUCUUCGAUAUCGAUAGAGAAGUUGAAAAUGAUAAUGAGCGAACUCUGUGGCCUCCGUACACGCUGCUUCCGUUUCCUCCUCCCAUCUCCACCCCCACUUCCUCGCCGGCGCUUGUUCUCCUCAGUCACUUCCUCCGUUUCCCUCGGGAACAAGAAAGAAAAGGUUGUUGUGAUUUCUGGUCCCACUGGAUCCGGUAAGACCCGACUUGCGUUGGAGCUCGCCAAGCGGCUCAACGGAGAAAUAAUCAGCGCCGACUCAGUCCAGGUAUAUCGUGGUCUUGAUGUUGGAUCUGCCAAACCUUCCCUAAGUGAAAGAAAGGAAGUGCCACACCAUCUGGUUGAUAUAUUACACCCAUCUGAAGAUUAUUCAGUUGGACAAUUUUUUGAGGAUGCAAGGCAAGCGACACGAGACAUUCUGGACAAUGGUCGCGUUCCCAUAGUUGCUGGUGGGACUGGACUGUAUUUGCGAUGGUUCAUAUACGGAAAGCCAGAUGUUCCAAAAGCUUCACCAGAGAUUGCAUCUGAAGCAUAUUCUGAGCUUGCAGAAUUGCAGAAGAAUGAGAACUGGGAUGAAGCUGUACAGUUAGUGGUCAAAGCAGGUGAUCCAAAGGCUCAAUUUUUGGCUGCCAAUGAUUGGUACAGAUUACGACGCAGCCUUGAGAUAAUCAAGGUCACUGGAUCUCCUCCAUCUGCUUUUCAAGUUCCAUAUGAUUCUUUCAAGGAACAAUUAGAUACAAGUUUGAUGGAGAAUUCUGAGACUGCGCACUCAUCUCAUGAUGUGUCUGAGGAAGUUAAGCCAAAAGAUUUGGACUAUGAGUUCUUUUGUUUUUUCCUCUCCACCCCUAGACUUGACCUCUAUAGAUCAAUUGAUUACCGGUGUGAAGACAUGCUUUUAGGAACUGAUGGGAUCUUGGCUGAGGCCAAAUGGCUUCUUGACAUAGGCCUCCUUCCAAAUUCUAACUCUCCAACCCGUGCAAUUGGUUACAGACAAGCAAUGGAGUACCUUUUAAAGUGUAGGCAACAAGGGGGUAGGAGUUCUGCAGGAGACUUUUAUGCUUUUCUAUCUGAAUUUCAGAAAGCAUCUAGAAAUUUUGCAAAAAGACAAAUGACAUGGUUUCGUAAUGAGCACAUCUAUCAUUGGCUUGAUGCUUCUAAGCCCCUGGAGAAUGUGCUUAACUUCGUUUAUGAUGCUUAUAAUGAUGAAACUAGAAAUUUGGUCAUUCCCGAAUCACUUAGAAUGAAGAAAGAUAUAUCCAGUCGACGAGAAAUUAUUCAACUGAAGACUUAUCGCUCUAAAAAUAGGCAUUUUGUCAGCCGUAAUGAUUGUGCUGAUAUUCUAGACUGGAUAAGGAAUCAAGGUGAAGUAGUGAAUGGUGUUGUUUGACUUUUGAGUUGGCUUCUUUCGUCCAUUUGAAAUUCGAAAAUUCACAGAAUGAACUUGAGUUUCAUGCAGAAAAUUUAUUGAUCAACAUUCUUUGUGCACGCUUCCAGAUUCAAGCCAUGUUGCUGUUAUCUUGAGAAGAGCCAAUUGAGAAGAUGAAUUUUCUGCAUGUAAUGUUCUUUCUUCUGUUGUAAAAUUUUUAUUUUUUUUUUGGUUGAUAUCCAGAAAGGAAUAGGAGAUAGAGAGAGAUGAACCAUAUCCAUAUAAAAUUUUUGUUUGUCAUACGCUUUACAUUUUGUGGUGUAUUUUGUUCUCCCAAGUUUCUCUUAGUUUUGAACGUGAACUAAUCGGGCAAUUCUAGAGUAAAUAUAUGUAUGCAUUUACUAAA
This is a messenger RNA of Manihot esculenta (cassava), 1950 nucleotides long. Its product is annotated as tRNA dimethylallyltransferase 9. Lineage: Eukaryota; Viridiplantae; Streptophyta; Magnoliopsida; Malpighiales; Euphorbiaceae. Gene Ontology annotation, molecular function: tRNA dimethylallyltransferase activity. The transcript has 12 exons. The coding region runs from base 210 to 1565 and encodes 451 amino acids. Gene Ontology annotation, biological process: tRNA modification; cytokinin biosynthetic process. The record is from RefSeq and is a predicted model, not a curated record.